Messenger RNA from Pseudo-nitzschia multistriata, 3339 nucleotides. The record is from the annotation of a GenBank genome assembly. Lineage: Eukaryota; Bacillariophyta; Bacillariophyceae; Bacillariales; Bacillariaceae.
UAACGAUGGGAUUUCUGUCUUUGUGACAUCGCACACCUCAAACACACUCUUUCGAAUUCGGAUGGCAAUGAUCUGCACAUCGGGGCACCUUUCUCGCUCUUCUAUGAUUCGUUGCCUCUGGCACAAACAUAGAACCAAUAGAACACAGAAAAAACGACUGUUUCGAAGAAUUGCGACAAAUUGGGAUACAGAACAGGUUUAUUGUUUUUCUACGCAUCCUUCGUCCUAUCAAUAUAUUCAUGGGAGGGUUGGCCAGCCAAAGUCCAGCGAAUUCACCAGCCCACAUCGAAAAUUUUCAGCACAAACCUCUUCAACUUACAGGGAUGGAAAUACACUGCCGAAUGCUACUGUCAUAGAGAACGGAGCACCACAACCGAUCGUUUCGUCUGAGGAAUCAGAAGGCGAUGAUCUAGUUUUGGAAUCAUAUUUGGAUUCCUUUGCGGAAACAAUUGAAAAAGAUGUGGACAACGCCAUUACCGAGAUUGAUUCCCAGGAACUUUCUGUGAAAGAUGCCGGAACCAAAACACGACUUUCGACUCCUUCGGGGGACAACAUCGAACCAAAAAUCGACGACAAUAUUCCCGUUCGAGCGAAAAGCACGCUGAGAAUGCGAUGGGAAAGGGUGAUGGGGAAAGAAGACGCGCAGUAUCGCAAUCGCGGUAGAAAGGGACCGAACCAAAGGAAGUUUAGACUGUCGAUAGAAGAGCUAUGGGGUGAGGCGCUUCGACGGAAUGGAUAUUUCAUCAAACCGAAGCCUGCUGCAGCUGAGCCAGUCUCGAUUGAAAAAGAAAUAGCGGGAGACGAAGGGUCCGUGAUAGACCAGGAAAAAGAUUCAUUCCAGGACGUCAAUCGAGAACUAUCUCCUGUCUUUCGAUUGCCGGUAAAUGAGCAAAUGUGUCCCGCGGAAUUGGAGGCAUCGCUAUCAACAAAUAGAUACGAAACAAACGACGACCUGCGAACUUACGGAGAAAAAUUUGAAGUAACGCCUUUCGGUUUCAAUGACCCAAUAGAUGGCGAUAAUGGAAAACAUGAUAGAGUCGAGAACCAUCGCAAAAGCAUUCUUCGAAGUAUAUCCUUGCUGAUAGCGAUGAAACCUAAAGACUGGUCGCAGUUUGACUCGGAUAUCCCGAUUGAUUUCGAAACCAGAAUGGAAAAGAACGAGCCAAGCAGUGACAUGGACAAGGAUGUCCAUGCCCAACACGAGCUGCUCCAUGACGAAACGAGUGUCGAUCAAAACCAGAACAAGAUGAGUAAUGUUCGCAACUUCUUGCACCAUCUCAUGGAGCACAAAUACGGGCUGACCACACCAAUGGCCAAUGUUCUGUUGGCUCAUCUCGUUGUGUCUACAGAUAUGAAAAACAAGGAGAUCGGGGACAUGUGUUUGCAGGUAUUGGAGGAAAUGAAGCUAAUGGCAGAGAGCGGACAGCGUGAGUGCGGACCCGAUUCGACGACCUAUCGGAUUCUGAUCCUUGCGUUCGGUCGGAGACUGCAGGCGAUGGGCGAAGCCAUAAAAAUUGUACAGGAUAUCACGGAGAAUCCACCGACAGACACAACCCCAGAACUCGUGAACGACGCAUUGAGAGUUUGUCAAGCAAAGGCAGAACUUUCAGUCGCAAAAUCACUGAUGAACACUGUUCUGCGCAAUCGCAGUGCGAGCAUUAACGCACGGUCAUGCAUUCUAUAUACAGAAAUGUUGAAAACCCAAAAACUGGACCAGGAGGCGAUCCACUUCUUCGAUCGCAUACAUGAGGUAAGUACAGUUUCUGAAGUCGAGUACAGACCUUCCCAGAAGCAAGACAUCCAUUAUGUGCUGAUCGGGUGUCUCUUUCCAUCUUAUCCUACAGGCUGGUAUACUUACCAAAAAUGGCGAAGAAGUAUAUCUCGAGUCUCUUUGUCGAUGGCCCAGGAGAAGUCGUCGCGGAGACGUUCUUGACCUGUCCUCGUUUUGGGCAGAGAUUCUAUGCAUCUUGGAACACAAAACACUUUCCGUGGACAAGCCCGAUAUCAAAGUUUGGAUAACCUUUUUGGAAGGCUUGUACAACUCGGCUAAGAAUGACGGUUCUCUCUGGAAGAUGGUCGGAAGUGCAAUGCGAAUGGUUCUCGAUUGUUACCCCGGGAGUUUUGUGGGUGCAAAGCUGAUGACCAUAGGUCUCGAUGCAAGCUCAUCUGUGGAAGACACGGAAUUAGCUUCGAUGAUCCUGAGACGAGUGGCAGCCCAACCAGGCACCGGCAGCGCAGUACAAGGCCGUGGUACGAUCGUUCCGUUCCGCGCCGUGAGGCGUGCCCUAAAAAUGUGCGUGCAAACCUCGGACACCGCAAGCGCGAGAUCCAUCCGAGAAUCCCUGGAGCAGAUAGGCGACCCGUACCCUUCCGGGGCAAAGUUCGAGCUCCACUCCCUCGUGCUGCUGUGCCACGCCAAGGCCAACGAGACGGAACACGCAAAACGCGAUCUCGACGCGAUGAUCGAGAACGGAUCGAGUCCGAGGUGCGUCAUGGCCUGCCUGAUGGUCGAAUCCGAACCCAAUAUGAAUCCCGAUGGGAAAGAUUCAAACGCACCCUCUCGCUCUUCUCACUUCCAUUUGGUUUGCAUAUAAAUUCUAUUUCACAGCGAAGAGCUAUACAGCGCCGUGCUCCAUUCCAUGGCGGUCACAAACAGGUUCAACGACAUGGAAGAACUGUUCCAAUCCAUGCAAACGGAAAGCGGCAAGGGAACCAAACCCGGGGUGCUGUCGUACGACGCGAUUCUGCUCGCCAGAAUCCGGGCCAGGUCCUGGAACGGAGCCAUUGACCUGUGCGAGCAAAUGAAGGCGGAGGGCCUCGUUCCCAGCGCCCACACCGUCCAGGGUCUGUUGCUGGCAAAAAACCAAACCGGUGGCAGUCCCGCCGUCGCUUCCACGCUGGAGUCCCUCCUGCAGAGCGGUGGCCAGUUCGACGAGACCGCCUUUCGGCUUGCCUGCAGGAUGCUGCUCGGUGGCGCGGCGGACGGGAACCUCGAGGAACUGCGGCAGAACAUCCGCGGUUUCGGGGAAGAGAGCCCUGCAACGCUGAGAGAGCCCGCCCUGAACCUGGCCCGUUCCAUCCGGUCGGCGGAGAUCGAAGACGACAGGCGACCUAACACAACCACCGGACAAGCAUCCGAGCACGAAACGAAACGGAAGCAAAAAGAAGCUUGGCAAAAAGCGACUUCGCAUUUGUUGGAAUUUGUCAACAAGCGGCGGAAAACCGAGGAAAUAACUAGUGGUAGUCGUAAUGAAAUAUAGCACUUCAGACAUCCAUUGCAUUGAUAUCUUCCCCAUUGCCAUCUUGGUACAGGUUCUGAUCAGGUUCAGAUACCACUUG